AUGUCUAUCAAAGAAAUCUUGCGGGACGCGCCGGCCGGCCAACUAGCCCGAACUUACCUGGGAUGGAAGAUAACGCCGUAUGAAGACGAGAAGGACAACUACCAACUGCCACAACCUGAGAAACAAGAGGCUGUCCCACAAGCCGAAGCCCAGCGCAAUGUGGAUCCUGACGAUGGAUCUGACGAAGGGUCUUCCGACGACAAAGAUAAGGAGAAGGAUCUCGAAAGCAUUGUUCCUAACACCGAACCUGGUGGAUCGCGGUCGCAUGCUGACCAUUCUGGGGACCGCGACAUCGAGCGUGUUGCGACGGAGAAAGAUCACCAUGGAGGGCAACAGCCAGAUUUCCAGGAAGUAGGCUUCACUCCGAUGGAUCGCGACAAUCCCCAGAACUGGUCAGCCACGAAGAAGGCUUUCGUAUUCUUCCAGAUAUGUCUCCUAACAUUCUCAAUUUACAGCGCGUCCGCCAUCAUCACGCCAGCUGAAGGCAUUUUCGUACAGCAAUGGGGGACGACAGAAGAGGUCUCGGCGAUGGUCCUCUCCAUGUAUGUUCUGGGCUACGGAACUGGGCCUUUGAUCUUUAGUCCAUUGUCCGAGAUGCCAAUGGUUGGCCGGAACGUGCCGUAUAUGAUAUCGUUUGCUAUAUUCAUCAUCAUGACCGCGAUCGGUAGCGGCGUCAGUAACUUCCCUGGAAUAGUCGUUAUACGGUUCAUUCAAGGCUUCUUCGGUGGCCCUGUUUUGAGUACUGGCGCGGCGUCGGCAGGCGACAUAUACCCUUUCAACAAGAUGCCUUAUGCGUUGUCCUUCUGGGCAUUCUUCGCCUAUGCGGGCCCCGCCCUCGGCCCUGUCAUGAGUGGAUUUGCAAUUCCCCUCAACAACUGGCGAUGGGGUUUCUGGGAGACGUUGAUCUUAUCUGGAUUUACCUUCUUACUGUUGUUCUUCUUCCUGCCGGAGACCAAUGCCGACUACAUCCUUGCGCAGCGCGCUAAGCGGCUCCGGAAGAAGACUGGUGACAGCAACUUACUGUCGAGGUCCGAAAGCCGCUCUGGGAACAAGAACUGGGUCAAGCUCACAGUAUACCAUCUCACAAUGCCCUUCCGGAUCACGGUGCUGGAUCCUUCGGUUGGCUUCAUCAACUUGUAUACCGCGCUCGUUUAUGGUGUCUACUACAGCUUCUUCGAGUCGUUUCCGAUUGUCUAUAUGGGCACAUACGGCUUCUCGAUCGGGAUCAUGGGCGCUGUCUUCAUCUGCGUAAUCAUCGGAGCUGGGAUCGGACUUAUUACGUACACACUUCUGGUGUACUUCAUCUACGAGCCAUAUACGAUGUCCAAAGGUAUCGGUAGCCCAGAGUUCCGCCUUGUGCCCGGGCUCUUCUCCGCUGCUCUGGCCCCGGCUGGCAUGUUCAUUUUCGGAUACGCAUCAAAGCGAGAUAUCACUUGGGUUGCCCCCACUAUAGGCAUCGCGCUCUACGCCGGCACUUCUUUCAUUGGCUUUGCUUCUGGUGUGACCGGAGGAGGCUCAGCAGCAGCCGUUACUCCGACCUCCACGGACGAGCUCGUCUCUUACCUUGGUGACAGUGAGGCCCGUGUUAUCGUCCUCAACCAGGAGUUCGACUUCACGGAUAGUGAGGGUACUACGACCUCUUCCGGUUGCUCGCCAUGGGGCACUGGCUCGCAGUGCCAGAUUGCUAUCAACCAGAACGACUGGUGCACCAACUACGAACCCGAUGCGCCCACCGUGAGCAGCAUCACCUACAACAAGGCUGGUGUCGAGGGUAUCACUGUUGCGUCUGACAAGACCAUCAUUGGAGAGGGAAGCAAGGGUGUCAUCAAGGGCAAAGGCUACUCAGUCUGCAUGGCCAACGGUGUCAGCAACAUCAUCAUUCAGAACAUUCACGUCACUGAGAUUAACCCUGAAUACGUCUGGGGAGGUGAUGGUAUCACCAUCGAUGGCGCCGACAUGAUCUGGAUUGAUCAUGUCAAGACCUCCCUCAUUGGUCGCCAGCACAUUGUUCUGGGAACUGAGUCUUCCGGAAAGGUCACCAUCUCCAACAGCGAGAUCGAUGGCACGACUUCUUGGUCCGCUCAGUGCAAUGCUUACCACUACUGGUCCGUGCUCUUCCUCGGAUCCGAUGACCAAGUGACAUUCAAGGGCAACUACAUCCACAACACCUCUGGCCGUGGUCCCAAGGUUGGCGGCAAGACGGUCCUCCACGCCGUGAACAACUACUGGGGAGACAUCGACACUACCGGCCACGCCUUCGAGAUUGACUCUGGUGCGUACAUCCUGGCUGAGGGCAACACCUUCGACAGUGUCACGACCCCUGUGUCCACCCAGGAGGGCAAGCUUUACACCGGCACGGACUGCUCCAGCGCUCUCGGCCGUGCUUGCAUUGAGAACACUUUGACUGGCUCUGGCGACUUCACCGGCUCUGAUUCCGAUGUCUUGAGCUCCUUCAGCAGCAGCGCAGCCGCCGCUGACAAGGAUGCGUCGGGUGUCCCCACCAGCGCCGGUAUUGGCAAGAUCUAA
Molecule: messenger RNA, 2526 nt
Organism: Didymosphaeria variabile
Lineage: Eukaryota; Fungi; Ascomycota; Dothideomycetes; Pleosporales; Didymosphaeriaceae
Exons: 6
Coding region: 1-2526 (841 amino acids)
Biological process (GO): xenobiotic detoxification by transmembrane export across the plasma membrane
Molecular function (GO): fluconazole transmembrane transporter activity
Source: RefSeq, a predicted model, not a curated record